GAUGAGGCGAUGAUGGCCUACGGAGGAGUAAGCGGUGCCGGAUUAGUGGCAUCGUCGAGCAGUUCGGAUGUCCUUGGAUCAACGCCGGAUUACAGUCCAAGGGGCACUCCAGCGCCUUUAAAUCAUUCAUCUGGAGCAACGGAGAGUUUAUCUCUCCAGGUAUACAGUCCCCAAGACAGUCCAGCGAGUUCCGCCGGUGGCGGUGCCGUCGGCAAUGGUCAAUUGCCAAGUUUUGGAUUUACACAGGAGCAGGUCGCCUGUGUAUGCGAGGCGAUGGUGUCGUCUGUCCAGGUUCUCCAGCAAUCUGGAUCAGUGGAGAGGCUUAACAGGUUUCUAUGGUCACUCCCGGGCUGUGCGCGAUUACACCGUCACGAGAGUGUAAUCAAGGCAAAGGCCAUCGUAGCAUUUCAUCGGGGAAAUUUUAAGGAGCUCUACAAAUUAUUGGAAAGCCACAAUUUUAGUACGCACAAUCAUCCUAAACUCCAAGCACUUUGGCUCACUGCACACUACAUCGAGUCCGAGAAACUGAGAGGAAGGCCCUUAGGUGCUGUUGGGAAGUAUCGAGUGAGGCGUAAAUUCCCGUUACCAAGAACAAUCUGGGACGGGGAGGAGACAUCCUACUGCUUUAAGGAGAAAUCGAGGAGCAUUCUGAGGGAUUGGUAUGCAGCGAAUCCUUAUCCGUCUCCACGUGAAAAACGGGAAUUAGCUGAAAAUACGGGUCUCACCACGACUCAAGUUAGCAAUUGGUUCAAGAAUCGAAGACAACGAGAUCGAGCUGCUGAGCAUAGUGGUCAGAGAGAAGAGAAGGGUAACAGUGGAGCUCUUGGCGAUUCGAGUUGUGAGAGUGGCGACGACACGAAACAAUUGUCAAUUGGUCCUGCGUCACAUAAAUUACAUGAUCAAACACCCCAAACGCCAUCGUCUUGUGCUGUUCAACAACAGCAGCAACAGCAUCAGCAACAGCAACAACAACAGCAGCAAUUGGAUCAUCCACAGACAUCAAAUAUGUAUCCAUUACUGCAUCCGGUAACAGUCUCGAGUCCCCAUUCCUAUCAUCAAGGUCACACGCCAACCUUGAGUCAUUCUCAUACCUCAACGCAUCAUAUGCAACCCCACGACACAAGUAGUGAGAGUGGAGACGAUAAGAGGAAUCUCCAUCAUCAGUUACAGCAUCAUCUACAGGGUGGUCAUAGUGCCCAUGGUCUCGUUCAUCCCACCGCGACCUUGGCUCAACAUCCAUCCAGCUGUGCUCAACAAAAGACGCAGCUCGACUAUAUGCACCAAUACUAUCCACAGGACUAUCUAAUCACACCGACCUCGGAUCUGCAGAAGUCCCUUCCCCACACAUCAUCGCCGAUGCAAAUGGGAGCGAUAGCGCCAACGAUGGGCGGAUUGAGUCCCAUGGGUCCCUCGACAAUGUUAUCUAAUACGAUGUCAAGUGUCAACCCAAAUAACAUCGUCUCGAUGAAUGGAAUGGGCAUGGGUUCCUAUCAAGGCAUGGGGAUGUCAACACCGCACGGUGGUUAUCCCAGUGGUCUCGUCUUGGGAGAUUAUCACUCGUUGUGACUUUGGACCCCAGGCAGUGAGGGUAAACGCAAUCAGGAAAAGACUUAGGGAAGUAAGCAAUUUGCGAAAAACAAUUAUUUUCAAACUAAAAAAAAGGGACACACUUUUCUUCUUUUUUUCUAAUCGCCAAAAAGAAUAUUUCUCAUGCACUAUUUUACUUUUACGAAUUCAGUUUCAAAUUCAAUUUGAAAUUGAGUUUUUCAAUUCGAUUUGAAGUUGAAUUUUUCAAUUCAAUUUAAACUUUUCAAUUCAAUUUGAAAAUAAAUUUUUCAAUUCAAUUUGAAGUUAAAUUUUCCAAUUCGACUUGAAAUUGAAUCUUUCAAUUACGUUUAAUUAAUAUUUAUAAUUACUCAACUCGGUAAUUAACAAAGUUAAUUUUAUUUUACAUUCUCAAAAAUUCAACAAUUCUUUAUAUACUCGAAAGCGAUGGUAGAGUUGCGAAAAAAUUGCUAAAACUUCCUUGAAAGUUAAGAUGAAAAACAUUUGUAACUAUUAAAAAAAACACCCGAUCGAUGCUCUUUUUCUCGCCAAAAAAAAAAAAAAAAAAAAAAUAAGAGCAACGUUAUCGAAUCAAUAGAAAAAAGACAUUUUAGCAUUUUCAGUUUUCUUAAUCAUCGUAUUACAUAUAUAUAUAAAUAUUUAUUUAUCUAAAAAAAUUUCCAGUCAGUUUUCAAGUUGACACAAAUAUUCUUCUAUUUUAAACAACA
This is a messenger RNA of Leptopilina heterotoma, 2273 nucleotides long. RefSeq names its product homeobox protein six1a-like (gene so). Gene Ontology annotation, cellular component: nucleus; transcription regulator complex. NCBI's taxonomy places the organism in Eukaryota, Metazoa, Arthropoda, Insecta, Hymenoptera, Figitidae. Gene Ontology annotation, biological process: regulation of transcription by RNA polymerase II. Bases 10 to 1566 code for a protein of 518 amino acids. The record is from RefSeq and is a predicted model, not a curated record. Gene Ontology annotation, molecular function: DNA-binding transcription factor activity, RNA polymerase II-specific; RNA polymerase II cis-regulatory region sequence-specific DNA binding. The transcript is spliced from 5 exons.